This is a messenger RNA of Helianthus annuus (common sunflower), 1224 nucleotides long. RefSeq lists its product as uncharacterized. The transcript has a single exon. The coding region runs from base 1 to 1224 and encodes 407 amino acids. NCBI's taxonomy places the organism in Eukaryota, Viridiplantae, Streptophyta, Magnoliopsida, Asterales, Asteraceae. The record is from RefSeq and is a predicted model, not a curated record.
AUGAACACCGAAUUCAAUGCUCUUAUUAAAAACAAGACGUGGGUUUUAGUUCCACGGCAACCUCAUAUGCAUGUUUUACGUAGCAUGUGGCUAUUUCGCCACAAAUUUCGGUCCGACGGUACACUUGAACGAUACAAGGCGCGUCUUGUUUGUGAUGGAAGUAAUCAACAAAUUGGGGUGGACUGCGGUGAAACCUUCAGUCCGGUUGUGAAGCCUACCACUAUACGUACCGUUUUAUCGCUUGCAUUGUCACAGUCGUGGCCGAUUCAUCAACUCGACGUUACCAGCGCGUUCCUUCACGGUAAUCUAAAUGAGACAGUAUACAUGUAUCAACCCGUGGGGUUUCGACACCGGCAAUAUCCCGAUCACGUGUGUCUCCUAAAGAAGUCACUUUAUGGUUUGAAACAGGCCCCGCGUGCGUGGUAUCAACGAUUUACCGACUUCGUUCUUUCAUUGGGAUUUCAGCAAAGCAAAUGUGACAACUCACUCUUUACUUACUGUCACAACGGCACUUCAGCUUACUUGCUCAUCUACGUCGAUGAUAUUAUUCUCACAACAUCCACGGAUUCUCUUCACGUGAACCUUAUGUCUCGACUAUCAAAUGAAUUUGCAAUGAAAGAUCUCGGGCCGCUCAGUCACUUCUUGGGCAUUCACGUUCAACGGCAAGGUAAUCGAAUGUUUCUUUCUCAACAGGUUUACACAAAAGAGAUUAUCGACCGGGCCGGCAUGUCCUCCUGUAAACCUGUGGCUACUCCUGUUGAUACUAAGCCUAAACUCGGCUCCAACGCGGGUGUUGACUUCGAUGACCCGACACUCUAUCGCAGCCUUGCGGGAGCCCUACAAUAUUUGACAUUCACGCGACCAGACAUAUGUUACGCUGUUCAACAAGUUUGCAUGUAUAUGCACGCACCAAAAGUGGAUCAUUGGAAUGCCCUUAAGCGGAUUAUUCGGUAUCUUCAAGGUACCUCCUCUCAUGGCCUUACCAUCGGUACCUCUGCAGAUUUUUCUUUACGAGCAUACACCGACGCUGAUUGGGCGGGCUGUCCCGAUACGCGACGUUCCACUUCGGGCUAUUGUGUGUAUUUGGGUUCGAACAUCAUUUCAUGGUCGUCUAAACGCCAGUCAGUUAUCUCCCGGUCCAGCGCUGAAGUCGAAUACCGGGGCGUUGCUAAUGUUGUCGCUGAACUAUGUUGGCUUCGUAACCUUCUCUUAGAGCUACAUUGA